AUGCGGCUCGAAGAAGCUACAUACCGGCGGAUCACGCGCGAAAAGGUGGUGGUAAGGGGCAACACCACCAUCCGGACGCUGGAUUCAACAGUUUCCUUUCUGCCCAUCGUCGAAUCCGCUGGGAACUCUGCCCCGUCCACGUCCGGCUUCCAGCAUAUGGCCCGCAUGAUGGACACAUUGAUCCUGGAUAAUUUGGCACCGUUCGCGUUCACGAAAAUCACAACCACGCACCGCCCGACCCGGAUCAGUGGUGGGGCGGGCAGCGGAGGAGGUAGCGGCAGCGGUAGUGGUAGCGGUGGUGGAGGCGGAGGGAAUGGGAGUGGCGGCGGAGUGGGAAGUGGUGGCAGCGGCGCUAUCAAAGAGGCACACUAACUUGGCCUGUAUUUUCCAUCCUGACACAUUGCAGAGGUUCACCCCAACCCACGGCAUGCGAACCUGGCCGCGAACGCAUCCUCACCCCCGACGGCGACGGAUUCUCGCUGGAUCUCCUCACUCCGACGGCGCGAUCCGGAGCUUCAACCGACACUGCCCUCGAUCAAUCACUCCAAUCACCAUAGUACCUCAUCGCUGACGCAACAGAACAGCAUCGGCUACACGAGCUCCUCCAACACACCCAACACGGACCGGCGAAGCAGCCGCACCAGCGGCCAAAAGUCGUCCCUCCGCAAGAGCCGCUCGGUCGAGCGUAUCCGGGCGCGCAAGUUGGCCACCUCGAAGAUCAAGGAGCGCCCGAAGAAGUCUUCCUCGGAGGAAGGUGGCGGCUCGGACGACCAAGAGGUGACCUCGGUCGAGGAGAACUCGCCGCAGCAGCAACAUUCGCCGGUGAAGCGGGUGGACAAGUCGAAGUCGAUGUUCAACGGAAUCGGCUACGAGCCGCACCUGAUCGAUACGCUCGAGAAGGACAUGCUGCAGAAGAACCCGAACGUUCAGUGGAACGAUGUGGCCGGGUUGAACGAAGCGAAGGCGAUACUGCAGGAAGCGGUCGUACUGCCGGUGAUCCUGCCGGACUUUUUCCGUGGCAUCCGACGCCCGUGGAAGGGCGUGCUUAUGGUGGGCCCACCAGGUACCGGGAAGACGAUGCUGGCGAAGGCAGUAGCGACCGAGUGUGGUACGACUUUCUUCAACGUUUCGUCCAGCACGCUCACCUCGAAGUACCGGGGCGAGAGUGAGAAGCUGGUGAGGCUGUUGUUCGAGAUGGCCCGCUUCUAUGCGCCCAGUACGAUCUUUAUCGAUGAGAUCGACUCACUGUGUGCCUGUCGGGGCAGCGACUCCGAGCACGAGGCCAGCCGACGCUUCAAGGCAGAGCUGUUGAUACAAAUGGAUGGUCUUAAUGCGGCCAAUGAUGAUAAAGUCAUCAUGGUGCUGGCGGCCACCAACCAUCCCUGGGACAUUGACGAAGCCUUCCGGAGGCGGUUCGAAAAGCGCGUCUACAUUGGUCUUCCGAACGACAACACGCGCAAGGCGCUGCUAGAACUCUGCCUGAAGGGGGUAAACAUAUCGCCCGAUCUCAACACGGACACCAUUACGGAGCAACUCAGCGGCUACACCGGCUCGGACAUAGCCAACGUUUGUCGCGACGCAGCAAUGAUGGCCAUGCGGCGACACAUCAACGGUCUUACCCCGUCGGAGAUUAAGAUGAUACGCCGGGAGGAGGUCGAUCUACCCGUUACUGCUCAGGACUUCCAGGACGCGAUGGUGAAGACGCGCAAAUCGGUUUCGGCGAACGAUGUUGCUCGCUACGAAACGUGGAUGGACGAGUACGGUUCGUGCUAAUGAGCCUACGAUCCUACGAUCCCGAAAAAACAAGCACGGUGUAUGCUCAAAGUUCUCAGCCGCAUGCCAGCAGCAUUGAGCAGCAUUAGAUAAGCAAUUCCCGAUACACUAUUAAUCAAUAGAAUAUGGCAGAUAUUUUGUACGAUAAAAUGGAACCGCAUCGAACGGUUUGGUUCUUGGCUUUUUCAGGACGAAAGAAGGAUUUUUCAUCCAAUCCAAUCAGAAUGUUUUUUUCUUGUGUUAAAUAGAAUUUCGUUGCUUUAUCCCAACGUUCGAUGUUAUUCGAAGUGAGUUU
Molecule: messenger RNA, 2068 nt
Organism: Anopheles coustani
Lineage: Eukaryota; Metazoa; Arthropoda; Insecta; Diptera; Culicidae
Gene: kat-60L1
Product: katanin p60 ATPase-containing subunit A1
Exons: 7
Biological process (GO): microtubule severing
Cellular component (GO): microtubule cytoskeleton
Molecular function (GO): ATP binding; ATP hydrolysis activity; microtubule severing ATPase activity
Source: RefSeq, a predicted model, not a curated record